CAUAUUCCUCACAUCACACUUCGAUUUAAUUUCCUUCACAAAAUCCUUAUCCACAACAAAAGUUCGGGACUCUUAACACCGCGGCUGUCGUGAGUACUAGUUCGCUGUGAUGAUGAAGAGAAGCAGAGCCGAGUUCGAUAUCUUUGAGAACAGCAAUAUCGACCUGGCAAAGUGCCUGGUCCUGCUUUCCCAGGGAGUGGGCCUGAAGCACGCCGUGACCAGCAUGCAAAGAGAAGAUGGUCAUUUCGAGUGCAAGACGUGCAAGCGCCGGUUUCCCUCGUUCCAAGCACUGGGCGGGCACCGGGCUAGUCACAAGAGGCCGCGGCUCCUCGAUCAGGGCAUUCCAGAAGAAGAGGACACCAAGAAGAUACUGACGACCCUGAGCCUAAGUACGAAGCCCAAGAUGCAUGAGUGCUCGAUAUGCGGGCUCCAGUUCUCGAUGGGCCAAGCCCUGGGCGGUCACAUGAGACGCCACAAGGUCGAGAUGACGAGGCAGAGCAGCAAGCCUUCAUCGGCCAUCCCCGCCGUGCCCGUCUUGAAGCGGUCGAACAGUAGCAAAAGGGUUGCGUGCCUGGACCUGAACUUGACACCUCUGGAGAACGACUUGAAGUGGAUAUUCGGAAAAAUGGCCCCUAAGCUCGAUGGAUUCCUUUGAUUUUGUAUCAUUUUUUUUUGUUUUCGAUUCAUAGGCAUUUGCUAGCGAAAUUCAUCAUUCAUUGAUUUGUUGUACAAACUUCGUCAAAAGAUUAUUCAUUGAAUUCAUUAUUAGUUCUCGUGUCAA
Punica granatum (pomegranate) is the source of this 781-nucleotide messenger RNA. NCBI's taxonomy places the organism in Eukaryota, Viridiplantae, Streptophyta, Magnoliopsida, Myrtales, Lythraceae. The record is from RefSeq and is a predicted model, not a curated record.